AUGGGUCUCUUCGAGAAGCUCCAAGCAAAACUCGACCUCUACCGCCUCGAGCAGAAAUACGCCCGCCGAAAGAACAGAACCACGUUCACCACAGGCGCCGUGUAUCAAGACGGAGAGUACUUUUACACAAACGCCUCCGACGCACGCAGUCCAACCAUGUCGACCAAUAGCACUGGAAAUUCGAACAGCUCAACAAACAGCAAUAAGAGAAGGACGCAAUUGUGGCUGGCUCCCGACGCGCGGAGAUGA
This is a messenger RNA of Cladophialophora yegresii CBS 114405, 249 nucleotides long. RefSeq lists its product as uncharacterized. The transcript has 2 exons. Bases 1 to 249 code for a protein of 82 amino acids. NCBI's taxonomy places the organism in Eukaryota, Fungi, Ascomycota, Eurotiomycetes, Chaetothyriales, Herpotrichiellaceae. The record is from RefSeq and is a predicted model, not a curated record.